Messenger RNA from Wyeomyia smithii (pitcher-plant mosquito), 1156 nucleotides. RefSeq names its product testis-specific serine/threonine-protein kinase 6-like. NCBI's taxonomy places the organism in Eukaryota, Metazoa, Arthropoda, Insecta, Diptera, Culicidae. The transcript has a single exon. The record is from RefSeq and is a predicted model, not a curated record. Gene Ontology annotation, biological process: protein phosphorylation; intracellular signal transduction; microtubule cytoskeleton organization. Gene Ontology annotation, molecular function: protein serine/threonine kinase activity; tau-protein kinase activity; ATP binding. Bases 126 to 1112 code for a protein of 328 amino acids. Gene Ontology annotation, cellular component: cytoplasm.
AGCAGUUGCUUUGUAAAGCGUGUCAGAUCGGCCUCGAAAUUCUGUCACCCUUUUCGUGGUCUAGUAAUCAAAAGUCAGACAGUUUGUGCUAAAUUCUAAAGAAAAACGAUAAGAAAAUCAAUCAAAUGUCUAAACCGAAAACACCCAGCACUAGUGGUAGCGAAGGACUGUCGCCGUUCGCGUCCAGUUCGUCGAUUUCGCGUGCAUUAGGUCAACACGGUUAUAAAAUCGGGCAAAAAAUCGGCAAAGGUUCGUUUUCGUCUGUUCGGUUAGCCAAAUAUAUCAGUAAAAAUCAGAACGUUUCAACGCUGGCCUGUAAGGUAGUCGACGUCAACAAGGGAACGGAAGAGUUUGUGAAAAAGUUUUUCCCCCGGGAGCUCAACGUGCUAAUGAAGAUUCGACAUCCGAACGUGAUUAAAAUUCACAGCAUUCUCAAGCGGGAGCGGAUGGUGUUUAUCUUUAUGGAGUACGCCGAAGGCAGGGAUUUGCUCAAAUUCAUUAACAAAAAUGGCGCGCUGAAGGAGUCGCAGGCUAAGCUGUGGUUUGCGCAGCUAGUCAACGCCGUUCGGUAUCUACAUUCGAUCGACAUUGCUCACCGUGAUCUGAAGUGCGAAAAUAUCUUACUCUCGAAAAAAGGCUCCGUGCUGCUGGCUGAUUUUGGUUUCGCGCGAGUCUGCGGGGAGGAAUAUGGCAACGUUUCGGAAACCUACUGUGGCUCGGCUGCCUACGCGGCCCCGGAGGUGAUACUUGGCGAACCGUACAACCCGAUGGCGGCGGAUGUUUGGUCUCUGGGGAUUAUUCUGUUUGUGAUGUUCAACGCCAGUAUGCCGUUCGACGAUCGCAACGUGAAGACCCUGGUGGAAAGUCACCAAAGCCGUAACUAUCACUUCGAGGACACGGUACUAGUGCAGUUGAGUACGGCAGCGGUCAGGACCGUGUUCGAGCUGUUGAAUCCGGAACCAAGCGCAAGGAUAACGCUCGAUCGGUUGUUUCAAUACGAGUGGAUCGAUGAGAAUUCGGCUAAGGAGAAAAGGCGACGGCUGAGAGAACUGUGCGCGAGGAAGGAAAUUGUUGCCGGUUCCUUCAAGACUACUACCGGCUGUCGGUGCUAGUUACUUGUGGACUUGUGUGUAUUUUGCUAAGAAAAACCCGCUAU